Messenger RNA from Micropterus salmoides (largemouth bass), 1839 nucleotides. RefSeq names its product solute carrier family 66 member 1 (gene slc66a1). The transcript is spliced from 8 exons. The record is from RefSeq and is a predicted model, not a curated record. Bases 150 to 1076 code for a protein of 308 amino acids. NCBI's taxonomy places the organism in Eukaryota, Metazoa, Chordata, Actinopteri, Centrarchiformes, Centrarchidae.
UAAAUGCGCUUUAUUCAUUUCCAGUUUGAGCAUUUAUAACGUUAGACGUGUUCGACGUAAAAGGCACAGGCGCGUGCCAGCUUUCCAUUAUUGAGUAACGUUAGUGUUAAGUUAGCUGUCGUUGCUAGCUAAGUGGCUAACAACAGAAUAUGUGGACAGACGGAGUCCCCACACAGGGUGCAUUUUGGACCACUGAAGGAAACCUCACUUCAUUGUGCCCUAAUGGAUCCAAAUGGGUUUGGGAAGGGCUUGGGGAAUGUGCCCAGGAUGCGAGGGAUAUGGCCAGCGUCUACUUAGGCCUCCUGUCCAUCUUCUGCUUCAUGGUGUCUUCAAUGCCGCAAUACUACAGCUCAUGCAGAACAGGGAAUAUGCACAACGCCCUUUCUAUUUGGUUUCUGCUGAUGUGGUUGGGGGGUGACACUUGCAACCUGGUGGGCUCCUUCUUGGCAGACCAGCUUCCACUUCAGACAUAUACUGCCAUUUAUUACGUUUUAGCUGACUUGGUGAUGCUGGCCAUGUACUUUUACUACAAGAUAAAGAACAGAAUGGUUGAAAGCAGGAUGGUUUUAUAUGUGGUGGGUGUGGCCUGUGUCCUGGGCUUCACCACAAGCCUCGCUCAACUCCCCGGGUUAGGCACCCAACAGGAAAUGAUUCCCUCUGGUUUCAGAAGUCGUGCCUUGCUCUCAACCUCCAAAGGUAGCUCUAUCAAGGCUUUUACCACAAAAGAGAUUAUUGGUUUCUCCAUCGGCUCAGUGUCGUCCGUGCUGUACCUCUGUUCCAGACUUCCCCAGAUGUAUACUAAUUUCAAAAGGAAGUCGACAGAGGGAGUGUCUUACUUUCUGUUUGCACUGGUCAUCCUGGGAAACACCACAUAUGGCCUAAGUGUCCUACUGAAGAACCCUGAUGAAGGCCAGAGCGAGAUAAGCUACCUUGUCCAUCACUUGCCAUGGCUCAUCGGCAGCCUCGGCACCCUCUGCUUAGACCUUAUGAUCUCCAUUCAGUUCAUAAUUUACCGCAAAUCUCCGGUGGAUGUGGGCAUCGGCCAUGAUGAGACAGCGCCUCUGAUGGGGAGCUAAAUCAGCAACUGAACUGGUGGGACAGUCAGUGAACCCUCCAUAUCACAUUUUUAACAACAUCAGGACAAACCAUCAUGCAUUUUAGUUAAAUGUUAUAGUUGUAUUUAUGCUCUUUUUUUAAUGUUUACAAUGUGCUUUCAUCUGGAAAAGUACUGUGGCACAUGAAUUUCUUCACGUGGGUUCAGCUGCGAUGUGAUUUACACUGCUCUUAAUGUUCGUGGUUCAAAGGGACGAUUGAGGGUUUAAGGUAUGACACAUGGAUGUUAACUCCUGCCGACCUGAACUCCUUCUCCUGAUUUUAGGUCCCAUCCUCAGUUUGAUGGCAGACCUCAUAUAGAUGUCAGAAACCUGCUGGUGAGGGUGAGCGGACCGCAGAAAGGUUUCUCUGAAAUGAUUACAGAGUUUUUUGCCAAAAACUUAUGACAAGUCAUGACACUGACCACUGCAUGAAGGCCUGUCUGAUCUUGUUUACAGUAUUUCAUGUAACUUGAAUCUUGAAUCAGUGAUGUGUCUGUGUGUCAAAGAAGAAAUGUUUUGCAAAAUAGUGUGAAUUGUAUUUUGUAAAGUUUUAAUUGAUGUUUACAGCAAGGGUCAUAAUUAAAAAGCAAACUUACACAGGUGUUCUCUACCAUGUUUAAUUUACACAUUUUUAUUUUCUCUCUCUUUAUGUUUUGCACAUCUAUAGUUUGUUUUGUACUUGUAUUAAAUAUUUUCAGUGGGUUGGUGUAAUGUAAAGUUAAUAAAUACUUUUCUAUAUUCCUUU